Molecule: messenger RNA, 1032 nt
Organism: Dryobates pubescens (Downy woodpecker)
Lineage: Eukaryota; Metazoa; Chordata; Aves; Piciformes; Picidae
Gene: ZNF475
Product: zinc finger protein 474
Exons: 3
Coding region: 1-1032 (343 amino acids)
Source: RefSeq, a predicted model, not a curated record
AUGGAGAUACAUGUCAAGAAAAAGAAGGUGAACAAACCCUGUGAUACUCUGACGAGUACUGAAGAGGCUCCUGCUUGUGUCUCUCACAUCUUGCCUUCAGAGCAAGUUUCACCAUCUAACGUGUCAGAUCUUCUCAGAAUUUUGCCCAGAGUAGCACAUCUAGAAGCUGGACCCCAGAAGAGGCGGCCAACCACUGCAAUAAUAUCAAAAAUGUCAGAUUCUUCAAACAUGUCUGGCACACCACUGAAUCGGCCUGUCAUCCCACCAAGAAGACCUUGCUUGAGAAUAUGCUAUAUCUGUGGCAGAGAAUUUGGGUCACAGUCUCUUUCUAUACAUGAACCUCAGUGCUUAGAGAAGUGGCGUACUGAAAAUAAUCAGCUGCCAAGGCAUCUCAGAAGAGCGGAGCCCAAGAAACCAGAGGUCCUUGCUGGUGAUUCCUGUACAAUUACAGCUGAAAAUGAGGCAGCUUAUCAUAGCGCUCAAGCCCAGCUUCUGCCCUGUGGAAACUGUGGCAGAACCUUCCUUCCUGAUCGUCUUGUUAGGCACCAAAAAUCUUGUAAAGGAGGAAGCAGUAGUGGGGGGCUGCCAAGAUCAAGCCCCCAUAAAUCUGGUAAAGGCUCUGGGUAUGGCUUAGCAAGUGAUAAUCCAUCUAAGACCCAUCAAGGAAAGAAUGAGUCUGCAUCAACUGUAUUAGACAAGGCAAAAGUGGUGAGACGGCCACCAACAGUAAUUUGUUAUAUUUGCGGUCGUGAGUAUGGAACAAAAUCUAUUAGUAUCCAUGAGCCACAAUGCCUGAAGAAAUGGCACCAAGAGAAUGACACACUACCCAAGCACCUGAGAAGGCCAGAGCCCAAAAAGCCUGAAGUCAGUUCCAUACAAGCCAAAGGUUUCUAUGAUCUCGAUACUUUAAAUGAGGCUGCCUGGACCAGCGCCCAGAACCAGCUAGUUCCAUGUGAUGUUUGUGGGCGUACGUUUCUUCCAGACAGACUGAUCGUCCACCAGCGGUCCUGUAAACCGAAACCUGCAAAGUGA